CUUUAAGUACAACGAUAUAAACAUCUGAGAAUGUCCGUUCCACGAUUACCACCGCUCCCGUCGAUCAGAGACAUUUUAAAGAUAUACCACUUGAACGCCGUGAAACGUUUGUCACAAAAUUUCUUAUUGGAUCAAAAUAUUUGCGACAAGAUUAUACACAAGGCAGGGAAUCUCACUGAUAGUCAUGUACUGGAAGUUGGUCCCGGUCCGGGUGGGCUCACUCGGUCCAUCAUGAAACGAUUACCGGAACGGAUAGUGCUCGUGGAAAAGGAUAAGAGGUUCGAGCCGACAUUGGAUAUACUGGCGGACUCGUUUGCAAUGAUUAACAGGAAGGUGGACAUAAUAUUCGACGACAUCAUGAGAGCGCACAUAGAGAGUCUAUUUCCGAAGGAGAAGAAAAUGAACUGGAACGACAAACCCCCAGACCUCUUUCUUAUAGGUAAUUUACCGUUCAACGUGUCGACGCCACUCAUAAUCCAGUGGUUGCAUUCGAUCGCCGAACGUCGAGGAGCCUGGGCGUUUGGCAGGACGAAAAUGACUUUGACGUUUCAAAAGGAAGUAGCGGAACGUUUGGUCGCGCCGGAGUCAAGCGAACAGCGGUGCAGACUGUCAGUGAUGGCGCAAGCCUGGACCUUCCCGGUACUUCGUUUUGUUAUACCUGGCCACGUUUUCGUUCCGCAGCCAGACGUGGAUGUGGGAGUGGUGUCGUUCACGCCGUUGACGAAGCCGUGCACGCAACACGACUUCAAAUUCUUUGAGAAAAUCGUCAGGCAUGUGUUCAGUUUUAGGCAGAAAUACAGUAUACGAUGCGUCGAGACUCUCUUCCCGUUGCAUUGCCGAAAAGAAUUAGCUAUGAUGAUGUACAAACUGUCUGACCUGGAUCCCACCAUCAGACCCACGCAACUUACCGUGAAUGAUAUCGACAGGCUAGCUACUGCUUACAAGUACCUGCUCGAGAAGCAUCCGGAGCUCGAAAUGUAUAAUUACCGUGCGAGCCGGCAUUUAUUGCCGCAAUUCAACACACAAAAUGUCGUUGUCGAGGAUAAGGUAAGCGGAGAUAUAGAAGAAAGGAACGAGAGUUCCAGAUCCACGGUGGUGGUGGAUUCGCACAUUUGAAGACACGCGAACGCGCGUUACAUCACUUUUAUUAAAUUGCAACUAUUGCGUAAUGGAGCAAAUUAAUUCGUUACAAUGAAUUCCGGUUAGAGAACUGUUGGAAGGACAUCUGUAAAUAUACAUUUAUAUACAUACACGUGUAGCUCUUAGCGCUUAAAUAAAAAUAUCGUACAA
This is a messenger RNA of Harpegnathos saltator (Jerdon's jumping ant), 1290 nucleotides long. It is a transcript of the gene mtTFB1, whose product is annotated as mitochondrial transcription factor B1. The record is from RefSeq and is a predicted model, not a curated record. Gene Ontology annotation, cellular component: mitochondrial matrix. Lineage: Eukaryota; Metazoa; Arthropoda; Insecta; Hymenoptera; Formicidae. The transcript is spliced from 3 exons. Gene Ontology annotation, molecular function: mitochondrial transcription factor activity; rRNA (adenine-N6,N6-)-dimethyltransferase activity. The coding region runs from base 31 to 1116 and encodes 361 amino acids. Gene Ontology annotation, biological process: transcription initiation at mitochondrial promoter; rRNA methylation.